Molecule: messenger RNA, 1034 nt
Organism: Mycena citricolor
Lineage: Eukaryota; Fungi; Basidiomycota; Agaricomycetes; Agaricales; Mycenaceae
Source: the annotation of a GenBank genome assembly
GCUGGACUUUGCCAAGGUUCCGCAGGCCUCGGUCGGUGGGUCGAAGACGAGCUUGGGGUCAACGGCAGGUCCGACUGGGACUGGCUCAACCAAUAACUCCACCUCGUCACAGCCAACCAAGACCGCCCCCAUCGCUGGGGGUGUCGUCGGUGGGGUGGCCGUUCUGGUGAUUUUGUUACUCCUGUUUCUAUUCCUUCGCAGGAAGCGGCAGGGUUCUCUUGAAUACACGAUCGAGGAGUUCCGAUACGCCCCGGCGACCCACGACAACAUGAAUCACGUAGGACCCGAUCCGUACCAGUCAUUCUAUCGAUCGGCUCUCGUUGGAUCGCACUCCCAGCACUCGCACUCCGCAUUUACGGAGACGGUCACAAGCAACCCCUGGCCUGCGUCUAAUGCCAGUCCCUCGCCGGCAGAGAGGGACGUCUCCCGAUGCGGGUUGUGCACCGUGGCCCACACUGGGGACCAUCCGAGCAGUGCCGGCCAAUCCUCAACUGCCUCUGCCUCCGUCCCCAAGGGCUGCUGGACCUCAAAGCACACCGCGGCAACGUCCGCUGGUACAGCCGGCCUCGGCGCCAGGGUCAACGGCAAAGGCAGGCCGGUGGUGCCGCUGCCCCCGAGUGCGCAUGCCCCGCUGCCGGCGGGCGCCUCGCGGAUGGUCGUGGAGGGGAGGGCGCAGGAUAUGGGCUCUCUGUCGCAUGGUUUGGGGCUUCUGCCACCGGAUUACACGCAGGCGACGGGGGCGUACUAUCCUCCAUGAUAUCCUUUUGUAGAUCACUAUUGGGCAUGCGAUCGAUACAGGUUUCCCGUCUCAUUGGAGGAUAUUGGGGAGUCGGAGAUGCAUCAAAAAUGCGUGUUGGUCGCACUCUGGCUCAGGUGCUAUCCUUGGCGUCGUGUUCUACCCGGCACUUGAACGAGACAAGGCUGUGUGUGUCUAUCUUCUGGGCUCUCUGCAAGAACGAUCUUUGAUCGUGAGAAUCGUGACCCGAACCACCCCAUGAAAUCCUGUUCCCAGCACAGAGAGCCAACGAGUAGCU